Molecule: messenger RNA, 2050 nt
Organism: Calliphora vicina (urban bluebottle blowfly)
Lineage: Eukaryota; Metazoa; Arthropoda; Insecta; Diptera; Calliphoridae
Exons: 8
Coding region: 233-1906 (557 amino acids)
Cellular component (GO): plasma membrane
Molecular function (GO): protein binding
Source: RefSeq, a predicted model, not a curated record
CAUACAAUCACCCACAUAUUCGAAGAAUAAAAAACCUUGUGAAUUUUGGAUAAGAGGUUCGGGUCGUGGUGUUUUGGAGAAUCCCAAACAUUCCUUGGCUCCCAAUACCACCUGCUUGUAUCAUUUGCAGGGUGUGGGCAUUUUUAAGACUUUCGAUCAUUUAAGUCUUUCACGACGCACUAAUGCCCAGGGCCUGCAUCAACCUCCCUCCCGAUUUAAGGUGUGGAUUUCUAUGCUCAAAUUUAAUUUAGAUCCGGAAUUUGGCCAAAUUGAUGAAACAUCGGUGGGUGCUAUUGGGGUGUUGCAGACUCAGGAGGAUUGUAGUGGUAUGCUGCGCAUAUGGGAUGGUUCUAUGAGGGAGCCUCCUAUAUGCAAGGAUUUAAAUUGCAUGACAGAAACCAAUCCUGUACAUCCAUCUCUACAACAAUAUGCCCACAAUACCACCAAUGUCAUAGCGAGAUAUUGCCGAGGAACAGUGCCCCGAACCUGUGAUCGGGCAAAUAUAAAUGAAACUUAUGCCCGACCCUGUACAGUAUCCGAGAGUUAUGUCUCCAGUGGAGACUCAAUAACGUUGGAAUUAAAAAACACCGAAUCAACAGUAUUAAGACCUUUAGAAUUCAAACUGAAAUAUGAAUUCAUCGAUUUGCAUCAGGAUGGUUUGCCCAUGGGUGGCGGCGAACUCGACUGUAAUCGUAAAUUUGUUAGCAAUCUAAUGGAUCGCAAAGAUCCUGCAAUUUUUCGCAGUGUACGCAAUAUAUUUCUAUUCGGUCGUGGAGGCACACGCAAUCUGAAGUGCGUUUAUAAAUUUGAGGGCAUGAGGGGUGAACGAGUGCGUAUAAAAUUACGCAAAGUAACCACCAUGAAUAGGCAUUGUAUGUCACGUGUGGACGAGGACAUAAACAGGUCAUUCUGUUAUGGUGAUACCAGUGUUAAGGUUGAGAUAUUUGAACGUCCAUACCAUGACACAAUAUUAUUGCCACGCGGUUGCCUUUGUAAUUCAUCGAACUCAUCACAUUUACCAGUUGAAUACACAUCGACAAGUCGUGACGUUGAAGUUCAUUUUACCGCCUACAAUAUGACAACUUUGGAUGAUCCAGAUGCAUUGAAUUUUGAGGGAAUGUUUGAGUUCAUCAAAGGACCAACGAAUUGUAAAGAUGGUCGUAGGAAAUUUGGUCCCAGCGGCACCAUUGAUAUGACAUUCGGAGAUAUGGAAUGUCGCACUCGCCCUUGGCUUAUUGAACCUUCGAAUGGUAAUAAAUUCUUGUACAUACGUUUGAAAGCCAUUUUCCUGCGCAAAUACAAUCCCAAAAAGUCCAUGAAUACGACAAUAGUGGGCACUAGUUCGUAUCGUUGUGAGACUAAGGCCAGAGCUGUGCUAACUACAGCGGAAGGUUUAACAAUCACAGCAUGCCCAUUGGCACCUGAUUCAAAGGCCUACGAAUAUGUGGAGAUUUUCAGUGCUGGCUGGAAUGAGCGUCCUAAUUUUGCCAUUGCAAAUCGUUCAAAAGCCAUUAGUGUAGAGUUCCUAAGACCAGAGAAUGGUGACUUUUCAUUUAAUUGGAUGGAAUUGAUACCAGGACCAACACUCAGUAUAGCAGAAGAAUGCCAGUAUAAAUGCUCGGAGUUGAAUGCCUGUGUUAAUGUUAGUGUCUGGUGCGAUGGCAUACAGCAUUGUCCCUCAGGCGAUGAUGAAACAUUCCUGCAAUGCUCGGCCAUUAUGAAAUUACCUACUGAAAUAUUGGCAACAUUGUGUUUGAUUAUUGUACUAUUCUGUUGUGCAUUUGCAGCGUUUGCCUACAAGAAAAUCAAAAGAAAAUUAAGAGGCUCAUCGGUGUUGCAGACACGUUUAAAGUCUUUAAGCUCCAUGGAUACGGCUGUUUUGGAUGAGAAGGAAGUGAUUUGCUGACAAAGCGACAAUUCUGUGCGAUAUGUUGAAAUAGAUCGUGUCACUACAGUCUGACCACAUUCUAUGAAAACAAUUAAACAAAUAUCGCACAGAAUUGUGCCUCUUGCUUGUAGACUGUUAUAAACUAAAUACUAAACAAAAAAA